This is a messenger RNA of Branchiostoma floridae (Florida lancelet), 3378 nucleotides long. RefSeq lists its product as uncharacterized. The transcript has 22 exons. The record is from RefSeq and is a predicted model, not a curated record. Lineage: Eukaryota; Metazoa; Chordata; Leptocardii; Amphioxiformes; Branchiostomatidae. Bases 1 to 3378 code for a protein of 1125 amino acids.
AUGAUGGAGGGAUGCGGCUACGUCGGAGUCGGCUUCGAUGGUCGCGGAGACUACAGCAGUACAUCCAGGAGGAAAACUGUCGUACAGAGGAACUGUGAAAACGCGGCAACUUAUCAAGGCGAGGACGUCCCAGACAACAUGAACGCCCACGGCAUCUAUGACACGGAAGUCACCUCUUAUGUCUUCGAUGGGAGAGAGUCUUAUCGCCAUUCUCUACAACAGUCGGCUGGAGUCUCUAUCUCAGGAUUUGGAUUCCAGGCUGCCGUGGACACAGCAUGGGGUGGAUCUUCAUCGUCAGAGAAACAGAAGUUUAUGUCCCUUAUCAAGUGUAAUAUCAUCAGGUAUGAGAUCUUUCUUGAUGAGGUGGCGCCUGAUUCCCUGAGCCUGCCUUUCCUGAGGGAUUUCCUGUCCCUUCCUAAGAACUUCAUGCAGGGAAAAGCUAAACUCCAGGAUUUUAUCAUCCGUUACGGAACUCAUUUCAUCAAGUCAGCAAAGUUCGGCGGUUCCUUCAAGCUGUUCAAAACACAAGAAGCCACCAAGAGUGAAAGUCUUGAGGAAUUUUCCGUGCAGGCUCAGGCUUCUUAUAACUCUAUGUUUUUCAACGCGGGGGGUCAUUACAGCAACGAGCAAUCCAGCGAGAAGUCCUCAUCGUCUCAGACUUCCAGCACCCAUUUGAUGAUUGAAGGAGGUGACCAGGAAGUUGCAGCCAUCGUUGCAGACUUCUACACCACCAGCUUCAAGGAAACCUUCACAGAAUGGCUGAAGUCGGUCCCAACGUACCCGAAACCUAUCGAGAUGUUCAUGGGCACCAUGUCGGAGCUGCUCAACUUGAACUUCAAACUUCUGUUCCCCUUCGACAUCGGCGAUGCUGCAGAUGGCUGCUUUAGUCAAAACUUGUUCACGGAGGAAGGUACUGGGCGAAAGUACUACAACGUCCCAAUUCCUGUGAAAGGCAGUAAAGGAAAUAAAACAGCAGCGCAUGAGAAACGGUACAUCAAGGGAUAUAAAGUCUUAAAUUGUAAUAUAAUAUUGAUGUUUAUUAUUUUGACUUUUAGGUACUGUGACGAUUCGUCUAUUGAAGAAUUUCAACUCAGUAUGGACAAGAAGCGACUCGCUCUGGAAAGGGCAAUUGCUGUUUACAUGGAAGAGGGCCCAAUCCCCAUGACAGACUUCCAUCUGAAGGGAGGGUACGCCGGAUGUCAGACUGACCGCCUAACUAUAAAGGGAGGAGAUGCUGGAGUUUCACAUCCAUCGUGGCUUGACCUGAUCAACGGAGACACAUACAAGAUAGUCUUUGAUACUCUAGUGGACAUCAACCAAAAUAUAAAGAGGAAUACCGAAGUCUACGUGGUUUAUUCAGAGAACAGUUGGAACUGCCACGCACCAGAGGAUUUUCUUCACAUAUACAACAGCUAUGACAACGGGAGGAGUGAUGAUACUGAUAACAAAAAGGUCUCCUGUUUUGGUUUUGUGAUGACAUACAACGAAAGGACUGGAAAGUUUCUUGUCACAGUGGAUGAUUUCAAAGCUUCCAUUAAGGUUUUGGGCAAUCUCUCAACCAGCCUCAUGAACUCAAAGGUGGCCAGAGCUGAGUACAUCAGUCCGUUAGAGCACUCAGAGAAAAACAGUGGGGCUUUGGCGAGUAUCCUUGAAGCACCAUGCACCGUGAAGUGGUCCAACUCCUACCAGAUCAAACCUGCAGAAGAGGGCGGGAGGUGUCUGUACUUCGUUGCGGCGUCGGCAGGAGACAUUUUUGUUGUCUUUUCCGCCAUCCCGAGGGACAAGACUACCUGGUAUCAUCUUCAGAUCAGUUUCCAAGGUGUCGCACUCUACAAGGGAAUGAAAUUGGUUAAAUACGAAGGAGCGAAAAGCGCAAGAAGUCUUGGAGACUCCAAACUGUUUCAGCCAUAUUUUAUCUGCAUCGAAGAAAAUAUGGACAAACAACAAACCAACAUCAAAUAUGGCAUCGGCUCAGAUAAUGCGGAAAAGGGUUUGGUCUAUAUGGUCUGCAAUGAUAAUGGUAAGCCAUUGGGUAUCCGAUUCUACUCCUUUGGAAGCGGGGAAGAAGACGUAGAGAUCAUGGACGCCAGGAUCAUCGAGGGAGGGGCUGCAGGACAGAUGGAAUGUACAGGGGGAACUGUCAUGAAGGACGGCAUGUGUGUGGAAGACUGUCAUCCGGAAUGCAACGGAUGCAUUCCAAAGUCUCCAGGAUCGAAGCUCGACACCGAAUGCCGCCUGUGUAAGCACUUUUCUGUUCGCAAGGACGACGGAAGUACCCAAUGUGUGGCCGCAUGCCCUGCCGGAAAAAAGGUGGCUCCAAAUGGUGUGACGUGCAUAUGUGAAGACUAUUCCGUCCGCAACGAUGACGGGAGUACCCAAUGUGUCUCAGCGUGUCCUGUCACUACCCACCAAGUGGCCACCGAUGGCGUGACCUGCGAACCCAAGUUAAAGAAGUGGAGGGACGACGAUCGUUGUGGUCCAAGCUACACAACACCGACAGCCAACCCAGGGCAGUGCGACCCAAAUAGUGCCAAACCCUGCUGUUCCUCACUUGGAUGGUGUGGAAACACUGUCAGACACUGCACCUGCGCAGUCUGUAGGGACUAUCGAUGGUUGAAACGAGAUUCCUCAUGGGUUGUGGAAUCUGCCGGCACACCGUGGGUCAACAACAGAGUGACGUAUGAUGCCACAAAAGUCUUGGAUGGGAACACUGGAACCUACUGGAACCCCAUGCAUACCGGCCGAUACUUCAACAACUGGUACAUCAUUCUCGACCUCGCAGCGCCCCACACUUUGACCCGCAUCGCAAUCAACAACAGAGGAGACUACGAUCAUGACGUUGCAGCCUUCAAGUUGCAAAAGUCGCAGGGUAAUAGUCCGUACAACUGGGAGGACGUGGUGUCCUUUACUAACGUAAUAAAGUGGACGAGCAGGCGCCAAGAGUUCGGCGGUUUCCGGGAAACAGCAGAGUAUUGGAGGUUCGUGGUCACUCGGACCUACGGGGGCUAUCAGCCGUAUCUCAAAGAACUGAACUUCCAAGGAUUCGAAGCAGGUACCAAUGUUGCCCUGGGGAUGUUAGCGUUUCAAACAACCACGCGUCCGGACGGCGGACCUGCCAGGCUUGCAGUCGACGGGAACCCCUCUACAAGAUGGACAGAUGGUUCCUGUGCACAUUCUCAACAAGAGGAGAAUCCCACGUGGUGGGUGGAUCUCGGUCAGUCGUAUGCGGUUGAUAGGAAUAUUCCCUCGAACAUCGUCUUUAGUGAACACUCAGUGCAAUACACGGUAGAUGCUACUAGAGGACAGAUGAGAUUCGGGAGCCGCAAUGUGUAUAAAAAAGAGGGGUCGUCCAAAGAUGAACUGGCAGCAGACAGUUGA